Messenger RNA from Didymosphaeria variabile, 756 nucleotides. RefSeq lists its product as uncharacterized. Gene Ontology annotation, biological process: carbohydrate metabolic process. Bases 1 to 756 code for a protein of 251 amino acids. The transcript has 2 exons. Lineage: Eukaryota; Fungi; Ascomycota; Dothideomycetes; Pleosporales; Didymosphaeriaceae. Gene Ontology annotation, molecular function: hydrolase activity, acting on carbon-nitrogen (but not peptide) bonds. The record is from RefSeq and is a predicted model, not a curated record.
AUGGGUUUCACAACGCUCCUUGUCGCCUCACUGGCUGUUUCCUCCAGCGCGGUACCGCUUCUGAAUCCUAUUCAGGCAAUCCAAGCAGCAGGCCCAGCAGCAGGCCAGGUCAUAACCAAGUGCAGCUCCCCGGGAAUGAUAGCUCUCGCCUACGACGACGGUCCAUACCAAUACACGCAGAAGCUCGCCGACAUCCUCUCGAAUGGUGGCGCCAAGGGUACGUUCUUCGUCACUGGCACGCUUUAUGGCUGCAUCUACAACCAAAAGACUGCCGUCCAAAACGCCUACAAAGCCGGCCACCAAAUCGCCUCGCACACCUGGACGCACCCACACAUCGGCUCCCUCUCCGCCUCCGCCCUCACCACCGAGAUGACCAAGCUCGAAACCGCGCUCGUAAACAUCAUCGGCGUGAAGCCUACCUACAUGCGCCCGCCCUACCUCGAGACCUCCGGCAGCGUGCUCUCGACGAUGAAGACGCUCGGGUACCGCGUCAUUACUGAUGAUGUGGAUGCAGAGGACUGGAACGGCAAGACGCCUGCGCAGAGCGAGGCGAAGUUCCAGGCUGCAGGGGCGAGCGGGAAUGGCCAUAUUCCGCUAAUGCACGAGACAUACCAAGGGACGGUCGAGACGCUGACGCCGUGGUUGAUCAAUUGGGCGAAGACGAACAACCUCAAACUGGUUACUGUCGCUGAAUGCCUGGGUGAUGCAGGAGGCGCGUACACGAACGGAACGGGUAACAGUCAGACAGCCUGCUGA